Bombina bombina (fire-bellied toad) is the source of this 1855-nucleotide messenger RNA. Its product is annotated as tumor necrosis factor receptor superfamily member 1A. The record is from RefSeq and is a predicted model, not a curated record. The transcript is spliced from 2 exons. The coding region runs from base 266 to 715 and encodes 149 amino acids. Gene Ontology annotation, biological process: inflammatory response; signal transduction. Lineage: Eukaryota; Metazoa; Chordata; Amphibia; Anura; Bombinatoridae. Gene Ontology annotation, molecular function: tumor necrosis factor binding; tumor necrosis factor receptor activity. Gene Ontology annotation, cellular component: membrane raft; signaling receptor complex; mitochondrion.
ACAUGAACAAGCAGUAUCUAACUGUCAAAAUGCACUGAGAUAAGAGGCAGUUUAACGGCUUAGAAAUUAGCAUAUGAGUCUACCUAGGUUUAGCUUUCCACAAAGAAUACCAAGAGAGCAAAGCAAAUUUGAUUUUACAAGUAAAUUGGAAAGUUGUUUAAACUUGCAUGCCCUAUCUGAAUCAUAAAAGUUUAAUUUUGAUUAGACUGUCCCUUUAAGAGAGCUUUAGUGUGUCCUUUGGUUUUAUGUUUUCAAUAAUUAUGUAAUGUUAACAUAUUUUGCAACUGAUCUGUCAUCUUCUUGCCAGAUUAUAUAUUCCCACGGAAUGGAACCCACAGACAAGACAAACCUAUACCAAAUGACACCUGAGGGAUUUGCUAAUGAGUACAGUGUGCCAUCGUCUACCCUUCUUCCACUACCAGACGUCACACCAGCACCUCAAGCUCAGAAGUUACAGAAUUCAGAAGUUUAUACUCUCAUAAACAGCAUCCCGUUGAACCGCUGGAAGGAGUUUGUCAGACGCUUAGGCCUGAGUGAUUAUGAUAUUGACAUUUCUGAGCAAGAGAAUAAACGUAUCCAAGACGCUCAGUAUGCCAUGCUUCGUAUCUGGAUGGAUCGAGUGGGUGCCAUGAGGGCCACAAAAGAUGCAAUCUGCAGAGUGUUGAGAGAUAUGGAAUUGGGAGGAUGUAUAGAAAGAAUUCAGGAAUCCCUGUGAUAGCUGUACCCAGAUAUAGACCAAGGUCUACCAAAUGUACAAUAAUCGUUAUCUUAAAAACAAAUAUGUAAGUGUAAUGCCAUAAAGAGAUUGGGAACCUCUAAGUCUCAGCGUUUAGAACGAGCAAGUUAUCAUUUUGGCAGAAGCAUAGUACAAAACAUGAUGGAGAGACGUAGAUUUUACUGAGCCACCGAAACCAGUAUCUCAUCAGCCAUGUCAGUAAAGUUGGGACACCCAGGCCUAACUAUUUGCUUACCAUUUGACCAUGGGCGCUCUUAACUUUAUCAUUAAAGGGACAUUAUACACUAGAUUUUUCAUUGCAUAAAUAUUUUGUAGAUGAUCCAUUUAUAUAGCCUAUACAGGUUUUUUUAAUAAAAAGGUAUAGUUUUGCUUAUUUUUAAAUAACAUUGCGCUGAUUUUCAGACUCCUAACCAAGCCCACAGUUUUAGAAGAAUACUAACGUAUACCUACUGCAGCUUGCUCCUGUUUGUGUAAAGAGUCUUUUCAUAUGCAGAGGAAGGGAAUAUGUGGGGAGUGUCUUCUCGUUUUGCUAUAGAACCACUUGCAGUGGGCUUUCCAGCUACCUUUUCAACAGAGCUAAACUGGAAGCUUCUAAGUUCCUUUUUAAAAUGGUUUUAUACUGGAUUUUUAUAUCAGUAUAUGUGCAUCUUAUUCUUUAUAGAAGUGUCUAUUACAUGUAGUUAUAUGAAAAUUGGUGUAUACUGUCCCUUUAAGCAAAUUAGUGCCAAGUGUAUUUUCUUUGGAUUUUGGUAAAAGUAUUACAGAUUAGAUUGUAGCUUGUAGAUAACGAAAUCCCAGUGGUUUAUCAUUUUCCACAUACAUUAUUGAAGUAUUGCUGUUAUUUUCUAUAAGCACAUUCAGUCACAUUUCAUAUGUGCCAUUGCUCUCUAUUUAAAGUUAUUCUCUGUAUAUUGUCACUAUGUCCAUCUACCCGGUAACCCCCAGGGUUAGAACUACCAUUGGUCCAGCCCAUAAAAACCAGCCUAUAUAUAGGCAUAUGCCCAAUGUGUACAAUCCUAAUGCAGGGGAACUUUGUAUUAGUGCAAGUUGCAGGUCCAUCAAUCUAUCCUCAAAAUCAUUAUAUUGAGCAGAAUGUAAUUUAUUACUUUUGUGUUUUAU